Molecule: messenger RNA, 969 nt
Organism: Nasonia vitripennis (jewel wasp)
Lineage: Eukaryota; Metazoa; Arthropoda; Insecta; Hymenoptera; Pteromalidae
Product: protein FAM136A
Exons: 3
Coding region: 149-577 (142 amino acids)
Cellular component (GO): cytoplasm
Source: RefSeq, a predicted model, not a curated record
ACUUGCUAGCCGUGCUCUGAUUCGACUUUAGAGCCGCCAGUCACCCCGCGCAAAGCACGCCUGUGCCGUUGUAUCUGGAUUCUGCACCUUAAUCCCCUGGUGGAGCAAGUUGUCUUUUCAGUGAAAAUUAUUAAAAUAAUCAAGAAAAAUGGUCGAGGAACAGAGAAGGCGGGUCGAAGACCAAAUGACGAAAAUGGUCGAGGAAAUCGACAAAACCUAUCUUCGAAAAAUGCAGGGAGACAUGCACAGAUGCGCUGCAGCGUGUUGUGACAACCAAACCUACAGUGUACAAAAAGUACAUAGCUGCGUAGAAAACUGUGGUGCACCGUUAAACAAGGCACAGCAGUAUGUGCAAGGAGAGUUUGAAAGGGUGCAGAAUCGAUUACAAAGGUGUGUUAUGGAAUGCAACGAUAAAAUAAAAGAUCACAUGGGACCAAAUCCAACUCAAAGUGAAGUUGACAAAUUCAGUGCAGACUUUGAGAAAUGUGCAACUAAGUGUGUUGACACUUACUGUGAUCUUCUGCCAGCAUUAGAAAAAACUAUGAAAAAAGUUUUAGGUAGUAAGCAGUUUGAAUAGCAACAAUGUUUUGCUUCUCUUCUUUAAAGAGAGUUGUAGAUAGCUUCUUAUUCUUCAGAUCAAAGAAAAAUAUUGGUUCAAUAUUUAUAACAGAAUUUUUAUAAGUAGCUCAUAUUUUCCGGAGCAUCAUUUGUGACUUAAUGUAGAAUACAUUUUUUAAUUCACAAAACAACAAGACGAUUUUUUUAGGAUUAAAUGAAUACAACAAAUGCAUGGUCAUAAUGUUUAUUAACUGUUACACUGCGUUUACACGCCAGUGCUUUUUUUAACAUAACAAAUUUACCAUUGCAAUUAAUACAAUUUAUAUUACUGUUACAAUAGACAUGUUGUUUAUUGCACGCUUUUCCAUGAUAUAAAACCUUCCCACUGCCGCUUGGUACAAUCUGUCAAAA